Molecule: messenger RNA, 1722 nt
Organism: Trichomycterus rosablanca
Lineage: Eukaryota; Metazoa; Chordata; Actinopteri; Siluriformes; Trichomycteridae
Gene: elmod3
Product: ELMO/CED-12 domain containing 3
Exons: 13
Coding region: 90-1376 (428 amino acids)
Source: RefSeq, a predicted model, not a curated record
CCAUGAGGCAUUGCGCAACCGUUUCAAAGUGGCAGGGGGAAGGGAAGCCGAGAUUGGAGCAGAGAGAGAAGCUAGAGGAUGGGAGGUAAAUGGGCUGUGAUGAAGGGAGACGUGAUGUUGGUUACGUGAUCUGCAGCUGGAGACUCGUCACGACUCCUGCCAUGGAAAGAGAUGUGGCGGUGCCAGUCUGCAUAGAGAGCUUCAGUGAUUUUGUUCAAGAAUGGGAACAGACUGAUGAUCAAACUAAUGGUCACUCCAAGCACACGCUGAUGUGUAACGGCAUCACGGACACCAGCAGUAUCAACGGCAACUCGUAUAUUAAAUCUGUACCGAUUUCAGCUCUGAAGCAGAAUGGUCUCCUACAGUCGCUGUCUUCUGGUGCAGAGCAGACUGGAACAGAAGAGGUGGAGGUGGACUCGGGGCUGGAGCGUGCUCAGCAGGAAUGGGACGCCCUCGAGAGCAUCCAACCUGUUCCAGUUGAAGAUCUCACUCCCUCCGCUCUGAUUUCCUUCAACGAGGCCCUGCAGCACUUUCAGACCACAGAUCUAGGAGACCUGCUGAGGAACAUCCAGCCUACCACUCGCAGGACGGGAUUGGCUGCCAUCACACACUUCCUGUUCGGGCCGCCUCGGUUACUCAGAGAGCUGGUGGAGGAGCGAGACCUGGUGUUCGCCAUCGCACAGUGUGCUCUUGAUAACACUCAGCACAUACACAUGCGCACGCUGCAGACCAUCUACCGCAAACUCACAUGCACGCGAGCAGACUGUCCUCGCUACGGGCCGCACUGGGAGAACAUCGGCUUCCAAGGUUCGGAUCCCGCGACAGACCUGAGAGGAACAGGAUUUCUGGGACUCAUGCACACUCUGUAUUUGGUGAUGGACCCCGAAACGUUACCGCUCGCCAGAGACAUUUACAGACUCUCUCAGCAUCCUGUACAGAAUUUUCCAUUCAGCGUGAUGUCCAUCAACAUGACCCGCAUCGCCCUGCACGCUCUCAGGGAGGAGGUGCUGUCCAAGGAGUGUAACCGCCGGCAGCAGGUGGUCGGGGUGCUGAACGACUUCUAUGUGGCCACGUUCCUGCACUUGUAUGAACAGUGGAAGAACCAGAAGAAGACCAUCUCCGACUCCGGCUACGUGCUCAAAGAUGUGGAGCUGUACGCCAAGAGGAACCCGAAGCAGCUCCUCAAGCGCCUUCACUGCUUCCUGCAGGAGAGACAGGCCAGGACCGACCAGCACACCUCGCCCGACCUGCUGACCCACAGCAAUCGUUCCCUCAGUGAAAGCGAGUCCCAUCAGGGAGCCAAGCAGGGCAAGAUGCACUUCACAGGAGUGUGUGAACUUCCUCCUGAGAUGGAAGGAGAGGCCCGACUCAUCUGAGACCCACAAGGAGGGGCGGCGUGUAUGAUUUAUAUACAUACGUAACCCUCCCUGUCGGACCCUCGGUCUGUUCUUGACCUUGUGCUGAGAUGCUAGAGGUUCUGAGAUGUAUUUUUCAGACCCGUCUGUAUAUUUUGGGUGUGCAUAAGGACACAGACAAGAUACGAUUGGACGGAACGUCCUAACAGAGCUCCACACUGAGGUUCCUGAGGUAAAAUGGCACUCGUUUUCCCCCUAGAUUCAGCUACCAGGCUGCUGAUGAAGGUCGAGGCUCCUGUAGACAUUCAAAUUUAGUCUGAUUAGUCUCGAAUGAGCGUGUUAUUAAAUAAAACUCUGUAUCCAGACA